Messenger RNA from Hypoxylon fragiforme, 811 nucleotides. RefSeq lists its product as uncharacterized. The transcript has 4 exons. Bases 247 to 726 code for a protein of 159 amino acids. NCBI's taxonomy places the organism in Eukaryota, Fungi, Ascomycota, Sordariomycetes, Xylariales, Hypoxylaceae. The record is from RefSeq and is a predicted model, not a curated record.
GUAGUAGCGCAGUUUGCUCCAUGCUAACAAACAAACAUCCCCCAUACAGAUCUCUUAGGUUCUUGGACCACGCUUAAGAAGGAAGCUAAUUUGGGAACUGUUAUGCCAAGUUCUAACACCGUCGAGUUGCCAAGCUCGAGAAAGAAUUUCAUCUCAUCUAAAUUAUCCGACAACCUGAAAACCAACAUUGAACAUUCCACCUAUGUAGCAUUAUAGGUCAUUCUAUACGACAUCGGGUGUGUCUGAAUGAGCUCAUACCUUCUUAGGGUUGGGAUUUUCUCUGUGUUCUACUAUGUAUAUGUAGGUGGUAUCGGCGUGGAUUGCAUGAGGCUGAAAGCGCCCCCCCACCUCAAAGUCGUACGAAGUGCCAAUCCCGAAAGUGGUUCGCAAAGAUGGGCCAACGAAAAGGCAUUGCUCGGCGACGAGCUGGUCAAUGACCUACCUGUGCGUAAGUUAUCAAAAGUAAAGUCACUUGCUAACUCUACUGCAAUAGUUAACCCAUUGGGUGCAACUGAGGUAUUCUUUACAUACCUAAUGUUUUCUAGACUGCCUGUCCUAACAAUCAGCACUCUCUACUUCGUUCCUGACCUGUUUAUCCAUACCUUGUACUCUGCAUGUUCGCUAGAGUCCAGUUACAUAUGUCUACACUCGAUUCUUUCCAUAGACAUGAUGACCAAAAGUCUUCAACUAUAUAAUUCCAAAGGCCAAUGUGGCCUAUGGAGGUAGACGAACCACGCCAGGUGCCACCCUGCGUAGCAUUGCAUCGCUACGAGGUCUCGUAUUAUAAUUUUUUGCAGGGGGUCUGCAGCUG